Molecule: messenger RNA, 1014 nt
Organism: Pyrus x bretschneideri (Chinese white pear)
Lineage: Eukaryota; Viridiplantae; Streptophyta; Magnoliopsida; Rosales; Rosaceae
Product: extensin-1-like
Exons: 2
Coding region: 102-797 (231 amino acids)
Source: RefSeq, a predicted model, not a curated record
GUCGAACUGAUAAAAAGCACCAAAACCAAAUGGUACGUUUGGAUUAAGCACUUUUGCACUGUUAGUAUAUCCAGUGGUAGCAUAGAAGGGCUUAAUUCUCAAUGCAGAUUCGUGUUGCUUUUCAAGGGGCUCUUCUGGGUCUCUGGUUCUGCUUCUUUGCUGUAAGCUUCUGCUAUAGCAAUGGAGAGACCAUUGAGGUAACCGGUGAACAAGCUGCAGCCAAAGCUUUUUCAGAGUUGCAAGGAGCAGAAGCUGCAGAAGUCCAUGAAGUAGAGAAAAUUGUACCUGGAUAUCAAGGCAUUGAUAAUUCUCCCUGGGGUCCUCCAUCGGUUCCGGUUGUGGAAGAAAAGCCAUUUCUGAAGAAGCCAAUUUUCCAUCCACUUCCAAAAUUCAAGAAGCCACUUCCGCCACCAAUUCCAGUUUACAAGAAGCCACUUCCUCCACCAAUUCCAGUUUACAAGAAGCCACUUCCUCCACCAGUCCCAGUUUACAAGAAGCCACUUCCUCCACUUCCAAAAUUCAAGAAGCCACUUCCUCCACCAAUUCCAGUAUACAAGAAGCCACUUCCUCCACCAGUUCCAAUUUACAAGAAGCCACUUCCUCCACCAAUUCCAAUUUACAAGAAGCCACUUCCUCCACCAAUUCCAGUUUACAAGAAGCCACUUCCUCCACCAGUUCCAGUUUACAAGAAGCCGUUUCCGCCACAUCCAUUCUUCAAGAAGCCGAUUCCAAAAUUCAAGAAGCCAUUUCCUCCACAUCCAUUCCUUGGGAAGCCGGUACCUCCCACUGUUCCCUAAACUAGACUAGCUAGUUUUCCUUCCAAAUAAGAGAUGAGUAGCAUAUAAAUAGCUAUAGAAUAAAGUCCUACAUGGAGAGAGAAAUGAGGUUGUUGUAACUUUAUUAUCUUUAAAUUGUGUGGUGUUGUUGUACUUGUAUGAUUCUGCUGUUAUGCAGCUACCUUGUAAUACGACCUUUGCAUUUAUAAAUUACUGGAAAAAAAAAAAAUUUCCUUCA